CAUUAAGCCAGUCCUCAAACCUGUCUAUUUGACACUACAUAGUUUACCUAUAUGAUGUGAUAACAUCAUGGAUCGUCUGCUGAAGAGAUGUCGAAUCAAGAGCAGCUUGCUCAGAGAGUGUUUGGCUGAAUGUUUUGGAGUCUAUGUUGUAAUACUCUUUGGCUGUGGAUCUGUUGCUCAGGUGACAACAUCUCAAAACACUAAAGGUGAAUACCUGUCAAUCAAUCUCGGAUUUGCAUUGGGCACCGUUUUUGGGAUCUAUGUGGCAAAAGGGGUAUCAGGAGCUCAUCUGAACCCAGCUGUGUCUCUGAGUCUGUGUUUCCUGGGCAGAUUCUCCUGGACAAGACUUCCAUUCUAUGUGUUUUCACAGAUUUUGGGUUCAUUUCUGGCUGCAGCGACUGUUGCUCUUCAGUACUACGAUGCUAUAAUGCAUUUCAGUGGAGGACAUCUCACAGUUGAUGGUGCCACAGCCACGGCAGGCAUCUUCUCAACCUACCCAGCAGACUACCUGAGUUUAUGGGGUGGAGUAGUAGACCAGAUAAUUGGCACAGCGUCUCUUCUGGUGUGUGUUCUUGCACUGGGAGAUCCUAAUAACACACCAGCACCUGCCGGGCUAGAACCUGUCCUGGUUGGAGCAGUUGUCAUGACGAUUGGAGUCUCGAUGGGGUCUAACUCUGGAUAUGCCAUUAACCCAGCACGAGACUUCGGACCAAGACUCUUCUCCUACAUUGCUGGCUGGGGUGAUGAGGUCUUCAGGGCUGGAAACGGGUGGUGGUGGAUACCCUUGGUGGCGACGUGUAUAGGUGGUCUUAUUGGCUCAUUGCUUUACGAGCUGCUGAUUGGAGUGCAUCAUUCAAACAGAGAUACUGAACACCAUACAACAGAAAUCCAAACUCUGGAAAUGGAUGGUACAGAUGUGAAAAUUGACACUAUUAAAACCAACAAGACUGGAAAUGGUGUAUGAAAGACUUUAGCAUGAAUAUUUCAUUAGGAAUUGUAUUUGCAUUCAACAUUUGCCAUCAUUGCUACAUAUUUUGCAGUUUUGACUAGAAGGUAUACAGCACACAGCAAAAUCUCAGGAAACGUUGAAUUUAGGGUUAGGCUUGGGAUUAGAAAAACAGCGCUUAUCCGAUGAGAUUUCGGGAUUUGCUGUAUCCCUUCUAGCAACAACCUUGACUAAUGCUGGGGUAUUCCCAGAAUGCACUGGGGCAUGACUAAUUACUGCGUAUGUACUGACAGAAUGAAACAGAAAGGACACAGUUUUCUGUACCGUACCAAUUUACUGUUUUAUUUAUUUAGAAAGAAGGGCAAGAGAAAAGACACAGAACGUACGGCAGUGAAACAGGCAGUUCAUCACAGAAUAGAAGAUGGCCGUCUAGUGACUAUGUAUGGAACAUUUACAUAUAUUACUGGAGGGAUAUAAAUUCACACUCACACGUUUGAUCCACAUGAUCACAAUAUUUUU
Misgurnus anguillicaudatus (oriental weatherfish) is the source of this 1465-nucleotide messenger RNA. RefSeq names its product aquaporin 10b (gene aqp10b). The record is from RefSeq and is a predicted model, not a curated record. Gene Ontology annotation, cellular component: basolateral plasma membrane; plasma membrane. Gene Ontology annotation, molecular function: urea transmembrane transporter activity; glycerol channel activity; water channel activity. NCBI's taxonomy places the organism in Eukaryota, Metazoa, Chordata, Actinopteri, Cypriniformes, Cobitidae. Gene Ontology annotation, biological process: glycerol transmembrane transport; water transport.